Heterocephalus glaber (naked mole-rat) is the source of this 3737-nucleotide messenger RNA. It is a transcript of the gene Casp8, whose product is annotated as caspase 8. Gene Ontology annotation, molecular function: cysteine-type endopeptidase activity; protein binding. Lineage: Eukaryota; Metazoa; Chordata; Mammalia; Rodentia; Bathyergidae. Gene Ontology annotation, biological process: regulation of apoptotic process; apoptotic process; proteolysis. The record is from RefSeq and is a predicted model, not a curated record.
CCUCUGCCGGGACCUUGGGACACCCAGACGCCCUCCUUCCCGGUCGCCCGAAGCAGCGGGGACUCUGCCUUGGCCUCUCUGAACCCCACCAGCCCUGGCCGCACGGUCAGGCUGCACCCUGGGUCUCUUAUCCGCUAGGUCCCGGCUCAGAUUGGCUCUGGGCCGGGACGGACUCCGGAGUCAGGAAGCUUCAUUUGUCUGCCCGCAUUUGUUUGGUGCCUUUUUCUUUUGGCCCUGGGCAAGGGCUGAGUUAAUUAUUCCGUGAGGUCUCCUCGGCAGUCCUCAGCCCGGUGUCGCCCACUGCCCCGAACAGGCUUCUGCCCUUCUGUCCCUCUGCCCCACCGAACCCUCCUCAAGGACAGCUGCCCCGGGGCUUGUGUGUCUGUAAACGGCUCUGAGUGUUGUGCCUACACUAUUUUGAAGCCUGUGACCCAGGGAAGUGGUUCUCUGCACCUCUGUUCCCCUUGUUCGGUGGGAUUAAUGAUUCCUCCUCAGGCCUGCUGAGGACCGUGGAGAUAAUCCUGGAAACUACUCUCAACAGCGACUGGCCCUGCUGAGUAACCAGGAUAAUAGUUGUUAGCAAUUAUUCUCACUUGGUAACUCCAGUUUUAUUAUAUGUUGCUCAUUAGGUUUCUCACUUUUAAAAAUUAUAAACACUCGACUCUUUAAAUUUGAUUUACCUGGUCAGGUCCUAGUUUCAAACCAGGACAUCAUGGUACAUGAUGCAUGGUUUAUUCUUUUAGAUUUACUUUUGAUGGAUACGUAGUCACUGGGUGUCAUUCUAGGUACAGUGUGAGGAUUCCAGGAAUGUGUGUGUGUAAUGAUCACAUCAGGUCCCAGGUGCUUCGUCUCUGACAAAUCCUUCUCAGGACAGACAGUGAAGGUCUUGGCUGUGCGUGGAGCCCAAGGGUUGCUGGUCAUGGCUCGUAUGGAUCUUCCUGAGCCUGCCUGGUCCAACUUGAAAGUCUUUGAGAACCCAGUAGGGCUAAAGUGAGUAUCUCGAGUUUAUUUUGCAGUUCCAGGGCACAGACACGCUUGAGUGGACUAUGCUAUUUGAGAAUCCAGUCAGGGAACUCUGUGACAUGCCCAGCCCUCUGCAGAGCCCCUUUCCGAGACACUGGCAGGCAGUCUUUGCAGUCUGACGUUACCUGUCACAGGUGGGCCCGUGGAUGCAGCCGUGAAAACUGCAUCACUGCCCACAGGAAGCUCACGGCCUGGGACAGGAAGUUGUCACAAAGCAAACGGCCAAGUGGAGUGGAGGCGGCAGGAAGUCAGCAAACACUUCCUGAGGCGGGCUUAGCACGAACUGGAUUUCAUUCUGCUCUGUGGUGCUGGUCCAACACUCCGGGUGGAGGCAAGUGCUAGCGAAGGCCUGGUGCUGUGCGGUGGCCUCUGCCGUGCCCUCCUGGGGUCUCACUAUGUAGCUCAAGCUGGCCUCAAACUUCUCCUCGAACUCCUCCUGCCUCAGCCUCCUGAGUGCUGGGAUUACAAGCAUGUAUCACCAUGCCUGCAUCUUCUGCAGAAGUUUUUCCUUGGAGCACUGUCUCCUGGCCCAGGACCCUGCCCUGUCCUGGCUGAGCCACCGCCCUGGCUCUCUGUCCCUGGUGCUGACUCUGACGGUGGUCUUUGCAUGCCUGCCUCCCUGAAUGUCUCUUUUGUGAGCAGGAGAUCGCCCGGCUUUGUCUGCUCCUCUCCUUCCUGUGUCCACAGCACAUGGCAGAGCCAGGCCCAUUUGCUAAAGGACAAGCCAGUGGACGGUACUCACCUUCCUCACCUGAACACAGCACUGUGUUUUGGCCUAGAUCAGAACUGUUCCACUACCUCUUGAGAAGCAUGGAUUUCAGCACAUGCCUUUACAAUAUCGGGGAGCAACUGGACAGUGACGAGCUGGCCUCCCUCAAGUUCCUGAGCCUGGAGCACAUCCCACAGCGGAAGCAGGAGUCCAUCACAGACGCCUGGAUGUUGUUCCAGAGGCUCCAGGAGAACAGGGUGCUGGAGGAAGGCAACCUGUCCUUCCUCAAGGAGCUGCUUUUCCGGAUCAGCAGGCUGGACCUGCUGGCUGCCUGUCUGAGCACUAGCAGGGAGGAGAUGGAGCAGCAGCUCGGGACCCCUGGCAAGGCCCAGAUCUCCACCUACAGGGUCAUGCUGCUUCAGAUUGCAGAAGAUGUAACCAGCCAAGAGCUGAAGAAUUUUAAGUUUCUGCUGCACAGGGAGAUCCCCAAGUGUAAGCUGGAUGACAGCAUGAGCCUGCUGGACAUCUUCAUAGAGAUGGAGAAGAGGGUCAUCCUUGGGAAGGAGAAGUUGGACACCCUGAAAAGCAUCUGUGAGCAAGUCAACAGGAGCCUGCUGCUGAAGAUCAGCGACUACGAGGCACUGCAUGGAGAAGAAAGAAUGAGGCUCGGACAAAGUCCAGAUGCAUCUUCAAAUGAGGAGGAGUCCUUCCCGACGCCAGGCAUGCUGGACUUCCUGGGAGGACAGGAGAAGUCACAGACCUUGGACCAAGUUUACCAAAUGAAAAACAAGCCUCGGGGGUACUGUUUGAUCUUCAAUAAUUAUGAUUUUAGUGAGGCACGGAAGAAUAUCCCCCAGCUUGGCAAAAUGAAGGACAGGAAAGGAACAGAUUUCGACGCAGAGACUUUGGAGGGGACCUUCACUGAGCUUCACUUUGAGACGGUUCCUUGCCGGAACUUCACAGCACAGACGAUCUGUGACAUGCUGCAGCACUACCAAGGCGUGGACCACGGGGACAGAGACUGCUUCAUCUGCUGUGUCCUCUCCCACGGAAACAGCGGCAUCGUCUAUGGCACGGAUGGCCAGGAGGUGCCCAUCUCUGAGUUAACCUCUUACUUCACUGGUUCCAAAUGCCCUUCCCUUGCGGGGAAACCCAAAGUGUUUUUUAUUCAGGCUUGUCAAGGGGAGAAGUGCCAGAAAGCUGUAUGUGUGGAGAGUGACUCAGACGAGAACGAAGCCUAUCUACACGAGGACUUGGCGUUUCCGUGUAAGGCCAUCCCGGAUGAGGCUGACUUUCUGCUGGGAAUGGCCACUGUGGACAGCUGUGUUUCCUACCGAGACCCUACGAAGGGGACCUGGUACAUCCAGACGCUGUGCAAAAGCCUGCGAAGAAGAUGUCCGCAAGGUGAUGAUGUCCUCACCAUCCUGACAGAAGUGAACUUUGAAGUGGGCAAAAAGAUUAACCCGAAGAACAUGGGGAAACAGAUGCCCCAGCCGACCUUCAGCCUAAGGAAAAAGCUGUUCUUCCCCAUUGACUGAUGCUGAGGGCCAGUGUGGAACGCUGGGUUUCUCUAAAGAGUGCUGUGUGCACUUAUUUUGGAUGGUGGCAAAGGAGAACGGAGUUGCGUGCUGUGAUAUGGCGAAGAAGUGCACAUCAGUAGCUAACUCCUGCAGAACAUCAGCAUGCUGCUCCUUCCAAGCCAUCCUCUACACUACUUUUUUUCCUACUUCGCUGGAGCUGAACCAGAGCUUCCUGUGUGCCAAGUGGAACCCCGCACUGCUGUUAGGACAUUUGAGAGUGUUAGGUUUGAAGGCACUGAUUCUUCACAUAAAAGCUUUCAAAACCAAGCUGUUCCACAGGCGGCACCGUCCUCAGCCCCGCGCCCUCUGCCUGCUGCCCUCGGUGCACGUUCGUCCUCUCGCUAAGCUUUGCGCAGCUAUCUGCGGGUGCCAAAAGCUUUUUAGAAAAACAGAAUAAAAUCCCACCUAAAAUCCUGUUUCUCAUA